This is a messenger RNA of Papilio polytes (common Mormon), 1532 nucleotides long. Its product is annotated as zinc finger protein 813-like. The coding region runs from base 109 to 1512 and encodes 467 amino acids. Gene Ontology annotation, cellular component: nucleus. Lineage: Eukaryota; Metazoa; Arthropoda; Insecta; Lepidoptera; Papilionidae. The record is from RefSeq and is a predicted model, not a curated record. The transcript is spliced from 2 exons. Gene Ontology annotation, molecular function: zinc ion binding.
UCGUCCUGUUAUCGUUUGUCAUAAUCAUAACAAAACAAACAUUAUUUUACAUUGAUCACAACAAAAACAAUAAACCUAUAAUAAGGUAUAGUUUUUAAUAAUUAUUAAAUGAUGCAUUCCUACGACCGUAUCGCAAUGUCUAUAUUGAGAUUUGUGAGUGGCGAUAGCGAACAUAUUUGUAGGUUAUGUUUUGCGACAACAGAAAAGGAUGAAGUUUCCGUAGAAGAUUGUGUAAGAGUUCGGAAAUCUUAUUACGAUGAGACACUUACUUAUGUUACAAUGUUCCGUGAUCUUGGUGUGUCAACAGAUCCGCUAUUGCCACAAGUUUUAUGCAAGUCUUGUGCUACAAACACCAUAAAUUGUUAUUUGUUCCAAAAACUUGUCGUGUUUUCAAACGAUAGUUGGCAUGAAGUAUUGGAUCAAUUAAAUAACAGUCUCACAUGUUCAGAUGUAAUUGGAAAUAAUGCUCAAAGUAUCUAUCUUAUGAUAAACAAAAGUGAUAACUUAAUAUUAACCAGUAGAAAGAGGUUUGCAUCAAAAAGCAAAAAGAUGGUAUUGCUUAAAAUAAAGGAAAUAAUGAAAAGUAGGCAAAAGUAUGAAAAGGUAAAAGAUUCUGCCAUAGAUUCCAUAUGCGAGGAGUGUGGCGAGAGGUUCAGCUCCAGUUUGCUCCUCAUCAGACACAUGAAGCUCCACACUAAAUAUAAAUACCCAUGUAAUAAAUGUCCAAAGGUAUUUUCAACACAGAUUCAAUUGGAGGAGCAUGCUGAAAGGAUUCAUUAUCCAAAAAAGAUACAAUGUACGAAAUGCACGAAACUCUUCAGUACAGAGAGAAUGCUGAAAGUACAUGACAGUGCAUAUCACAUCCCAGCCAUUUGUAAACAAUGCUAUAUUCAAUAUCCAUCAAAGAAAGCUUUAAGAGCUCAUAUGGACAAGCACAAACUGAACAGAUGUUUGCGCUGCAAUAAACACUUUCUUAACAAACACACCUACAAAUUCCACCUCAAUAUAUGUGGCAAUGGCAAAGAAAAACUGCCAAGUUUCUUUUGUGAUAUUUGCAAUAAAGGUUAUGUAAGAAAGAAUGGUUUGCGGACCCAUUUAAAAACUGAUCAUGGUUUCGGCAAAGUCCUCACAUGUAAUUGGUGCAAUAAAAAAUUUGAUGCUGUAAGCAGACUGAAGAAUCAUAUAGUCAAGCAUACAAGAGAAAGAAAUUUCAGUUGUGAGCAAUGUGGUGGAAAAUUUGUUACUCAUGCUGCCUUAAUCUACCACAUAAGGCUACACACAGGUGAGCGGCCAUUCCCAUGUGACAUCUGUGAUGAAAGCUUCCUAUCCGCAUCAAGAAGGAUGGAGCACAAGAGGCGGAAGCAUAUUGGACCAACAGAGGAGUGCCCCGUCUGUCAUGUUAAGUUUAUCACAGGGCAUCAACUACGCAAGCAUGUGCAAAGGCAUUCCAAUCCACACAGUAAAUUAUAUGUUGCUGAUGUUGGGCAACAGUAUUCAAUACCUGCAAAUUAAUAGUAAAAAAGUGCAAAUCA